Messenger RNA from Ceratina calcarata, 3625 nucleotides. RefSeq names its product transcriptional repressor scratch 1. The record is from RefSeq and is a predicted model, not a curated record. The transcript is spliced from 3 exons. Gene Ontology annotation, molecular function: RNA polymerase II cis-regulatory region sequence-specific DNA binding; DNA-binding transcription factor activity, RNA polymerase II-specific. Gene Ontology annotation, biological process: regulation of DNA-templated transcription. NCBI's taxonomy places the organism in Eukaryota, Metazoa, Arthropoda, Insecta, Hymenoptera, Apidae. The coding region runs from base 700 to 2187 and encodes 495 amino acids.
AGUUCCGCAAUCUAUCGGAUAUUUAACAUAUUCUUCUUUUAGGUCUCUUCAAGUAUAAAACGAGUGUUCGGUGACCGCAUACGUUCCACAGGUCGUCCCUACAGAUAAACCAAUAAGCUCGCGGACUAUCCACACGUGUUCCGACUCACGACGAAGAAAAAAUAAAUCUCCUCGGCUGUUCUUACAACAAUUGGACAAACUUUCUCAGUUUGAAAAUUUUAACCAUUAUUGAAGACGCGAUAGAUGAUAUAUAUAAUGUAAAGGGAUGUUAAUUAAUUCAACUAUAAUGAGCUCGAGCGGGGCGCGCAAUUUCAUCGGUUGAAAAGCGUCACGGAUGCAUACGGUGGUCGCACACUCCGCCACCACUCAAACAGAAGCGGCACACAGGCUCAGCACCCUUCUGAGCGCGUGCAACGCGGUGCGCAGCAGCUGAAGAAGAAGAAGAAGAAGACGAUGAGGCGGAGGGCGAGGGAGGCUGCGCUGCUAUAUGUAGCCCCGAAUCUUAGCCGGAGCAAAUAUUACGCCCGAAAUCCUCGAGGCGGUCGCACCCCUCCUGUUCGGCAACAGGUACCAUAUACGCGCGGCCCGACUCGUUCUAUUUCGAACGAUUCAUUUACUCAAGUGACAAAGAGUGUGUGACAGUGGAGUUGGAAAUUGAUCUAAUGGUUUCUGUGACUCGAUGAGAAUAGAGAAAAGAAGAUGCCGAGAGCGUUUCUCAUCACCCAUCGACGAUACAACGCGGUCGAGGAAGAGUUCGACGCUUCUGGAAGAGAUUUCAGCCCUGAACGAGGCGUGAGGCUGGCGGAUUAUAGUAGUAAUCAUCCGACGUCCGACGGUGCCAGCGAAUGCGGAAGCGAGACGUCGUCGGAGUGUCCCGAGGAACUGUACAAUCUCACAAAACUGGCGGAAGUGAGCUUAGCCGCGGCCGCCGGCACGCUGAUUCACCCGAACGGUAUGAUCUAUCAACAACCAGCCUCGCCUAGGUGCGCUCAAUAUUCGGACAAGUGCGUCAGGGUGAAACAGCAAGCGUAUCAAAACUCGCGGACCAUUGAAGACGAACAAACGUUGGACGAGAGGACGAGAUUAUUUUUUGAGAGAAUAGAGAGUGAACGUGAAAUUCUGCAAAACCGAUCGGAGAGGAACGCGUUGUUGGGCGUGCACAUUGCUCACCCUCACCGUUUGCAGGAGGAACGUCCAAGCGACGCUUCCGACAAUUCGCUAGACAAAACUGAAUUAGAAUCAGGCUUGAUAUCUCAGAACCGGAGAACGACCUCAACGGAGACCAAGUCCGAGGAUAGCGAGGAUCACGAAUGUCCCGACUGCGGGAAGAAAUACUCGACGUCCUCGAAUCUUGCGAGACACAGGCAAACGCACAGAUCUCUUGGAGAUAAAAAAGCCAGGAGGUGUCCGCAUUGCGAUAAAGUUUACGUCAGUAUGCCGGCGUUUAGCAUGCACGUGAGGACGCACAAUCAGGGAUGCAAAUGCCAUUAUUGCGGCAAGUGCUUCUCCAGACCGUGGCUGCUGCAGGGACACAUACGUACCCACACAGGUGAAAAACCGUUCAAGUGUACGAUCUGCAAUAAAGCGUUUGCCGACAAGUCGAACCUGCGAGCACAUAUUCAAACACACUCGAAUACCAAGCCGCACGUGUGUGGUCGUUGUGGUAAAGCGUUCGCAUUGAAAUCGUACCUCUAUAAACACGAAGAAUCCUCUUGCAUGAGGACGCAUCAUCGAUCGUCUACGGAUAAAACUGAUGGGAAUGAUCAAAAGAAAUCCUGCGGAUCGAUGGCAUCUUCGUUGAACAGAUUGCCAGCAACCCCGUGUGUCACGGCGUCACCUACCAGCGUGAUCGUUCCUCGUUUGGGUCUCAAUCGCGAACAAAGGAAUUCUUCCGCGUUUUCCGCGAUUAUCAGACACACCAGAGUUCCCGACACCGAGGUGUCUCCACCAUCCAAACGCUCUUGCAGGGAGAAGAGCGAAGAAAACGAGACAAGUACAUCCGAAGAUUCUAAAUGUAUGCCCAGAAUGGUCAUCAGAACUUCGGUCAUAUCUCCGAAUCCGGAGCAUUUGAGUCGCUUCAACAACGACGGCCAAAACUCGUCGAGUAACUUCGACUUCUCCGAUCCCGCUAGGUCUUCCGCAUUUUCAAGACCGACGACGAUGACACUUAACUUAGCGAUCGCAUAGAAUUCUUAAUAUAGUUCCGCGGAACACCAAAGAGCACAGAAAAACUCGUUGAAAUUUCCUAAAGGAAUAAUUGAUUUAGAGAUAUAAAGACGUAAUUAAUAGCAACUAGUGUCAUUCCUAUGAAUACUGAGAUAAUAUUAAGUUCUAUUGAAAUUUCAUCUGACACGAGUUCGACAAUAGAGAUCUAACAAGUGUUAUUCCAAACACCUUCCUAAUAGGGACCACAGAUAGUCGUAUUAAAAAAUUGUCAAUUACCAAUUCCUAAUGUCGUGCCUUAUGAAAUGCAUACUGUGCCGUAUGUAGUUAGAAUUCUUUUAAAGACAUAUCAUAAUAAGAGAGCAAGGGUGAUCAAUUUAAAAACGCAAUGCCUGAAUAGGUAUUCUGUAUGCUUGCUUACCUUUAGUAUUAAACGCGGUGACCAACUUCUUCCAAGGCUUCCAAGCUCUUCCAGGCAGCUACAAAUUCCUUGAAACCAGCGCAGGUUAAACCGUAAUUCGUCAACAAAUUAUGCACACGAAUGUUCACGAACUUUUUGCACGUAGAAAAUUACACUUCACACGGCCAUUUUAAAGUUUUACACUACGCGCUUGAUUGAUGGGAAAUCGGCGAAUGACCGGCGGUAAAAAGUACUGAAUAGUUGAUAAGACUUAAAUUGAAUGAAACGUAAUUUCGGACGUCACAGUUACUGCAAACGUACGAUUAAGGAAAUAAUUUUAUAUAUUUACUGUCGAUGCGUUAUUUGCGUUAAUGAAUAGGAACGCGUACCGUCUGUGAUUCGAACUAAUUGUAAACUAAAUCGUAAAGAAACCUGACUGCCGUACGCGGUCUAGCAGUCCUCUGGUGGAUGUAUUAAGUAAUUAAUUAAGUAUCUUUCUCCGUUUUCGAUCCGUUACCGAUAGCCGGUGACGAUCCGAGUGUAAACUAGUCCAAAACUCUGCUAUUCUAAUGAGCAACCAGGCUUUUCGAACCACUUGCCAUUCUUAAUUGAACGUUUCUUAUUGUUUAGCUGAUACCUUGAUUACUCUCGUGAUUAGUAGAUUAGAAACUGGCGAAACGAGGGUUGCACGAGAAAUUGAAUGGCAGCGGUUUUAUAAUAAAGAUUUCACGUAGUUUUAAUUUCGUUUCCCUUACACGAAGGAUCACGUGUUUGUAAAAAGAUAAUGUAAGCACGCGUGUACUAGUCAGAGAUUGAGCAUAAUCCCGAGAUGUAAUAUUGCGUUUUAUGUAUAGUCGUGUAAACCUCACGUUGUAAAUAGCAUUCCCUUCAGUAAUUUAGAGUACAGAAACGUUAGUCUUAUAGUAAUUAGCGCAGUUGUAACGUCUGCUAUUGUGUAUGUACGAUUUGUACAUUGGAGUGCCUAAACAGACAUAUUUUACCAAUUUUUCUACGAGUUGUACAAGCGUUAUUUCGAAAUGAAUAAAAUAUAUAAUAAAAAUA